GUCAGAGCUAAUGGAGGAGUUUGAUCCAGACUGCAUUAACAGCUGUAUUGGCGCAGGAGUGCACGUGUUAUUGUAGCGAGGAACAAUCCGGCAUGUUUCCUGAAUGAACCGUUGGAUGUACUGUCUCUUUAAGAGCCUUUCUGGCUCCGUCGGUGCGCUUUUUAGCGAGGUGCCAAAUUACGCACGGAGCUCCCAGCGGCCGCUCCGCCCGCCGCCCGCCCGGCCUCCCCCCGCCUGCCAGCGCGCAGUGGUUCGCUCCAGUCGGCUCUCUGCUGCUCUUUAUCACCGCCCCACUGACCGGCGCGCAGUCGGAGCUCCAGCCCGGUAACCGAGCGCACCCCGAGCCUCACCGAGCCGCUUCUUCUUCUUCUUCCCCUCUUGCUUCAGCCUCUUUCGGCGUUUUUGCCUCCUCCGUUGGUAGAUGCAGAUCUGGUAGAAAAGCCAACAAGAAAAGAUGGAUGGUGUUCAGUUUGCUGUGAAAAGAUCCCCGUCUCUCUGCGUCUCUCCCUCUAAAUCCCUCCACCUGUCGGUCGCCUCCCUGGCUCGCCUCUCCAGCAUGUCGCUGAAGGUCCAGACCAGCAACGUGACCAACAAGACGGACCCCAAGUCCAUCAACUCCCGGGUCUUCAUCGGCAACCUGAACACGGCCGUGGUGAAGAAGUCUGACGUGGAGAGCAUCUUCUCCAAGUACGGCCGGGUGCUGGGCUGCUCCGUGCACAAAGGCUACGCCUUCAUCCAGUACGCCAGCGAGAGGCACGCCAGGGGCGCCGUGAUCGGGGAGAACGGCCGCGUGCUGGCCGGACAGAUGCUGGAUAUCAACAUGGCGGGAGAACCGAAGCCAAACAGACCCAAGAGCCUGAAGCGCUCCGCAGCGUCUCUCUACAGCGGCUACGAGUUCGACUACGACUACUACAGAGAAGACUUCUAUGACAGGUUGUUUGAGUACCAUGGCCGGGUGUCUCCGGUCCCUCGGGUGGUCCCCGUUAAACGUCCUCGGGUCGCGGUGCCGCUGGUCAGACGGGUCAAAUCUUUGCCGGUCAAACUGCUGACACGCAACACCUCCGUCCUCCCCACCAGCAACGGAAACAAACAGAGAUCUGUUAAAGGUGCAGAGCUUCAGGCGAUUAAGUCCGAGUUGACUCAAAUUAAAGCCAACAUCGAAGCUUUGCUGGGAAGACUGGAGCAGAUCACAGAAGACACACACAUCACCGCCACAGAGCUGAGGAAGACGGAGGAGUGUAAGAGCGAGGAGACGUGGCAGGAAGGGGAGGAGUCGAACUCAGAGCUGGAGGACGAGGAGGAGGAGGAGCACAGACAGAACAGUGAAGCUGGAGACGAGGAGGAGGAGCAGAACGAGGAAGAGGAGGAGGAGGAGGAGGAGGAGGAAGGAGAGCACACGCAGGGCGACGCCCACGACCACAUGCCGGUACUCACCUCCAUCUGACUGAGAG
Centropristis striata (black sea bass) is the source of this 1451-nucleotide messenger RNA. It is a transcript of the gene raly, whose product is annotated as RALY heterogeneous nuclear ribonucleoprotein. NCBI's taxonomy places the organism in Eukaryota, Metazoa, Chordata, Actinopteri, Perciformes, Serranidae. Gene Ontology annotation, cellular component: nucleus. Gene Ontology annotation, molecular function: RNA binding. The transcript is spliced from 8 exons. The record is from RefSeq and is a predicted model, not a curated record. The coding region runs from base 455 to 1444 and encodes 329 amino acids.